This is a messenger RNA of Eremomyces bilateralis CBS 781.70, 1680 nucleotides long. Its product is annotated as cuticle-degrading protease. Lineage: Eukaryota; Fungi; Ascomycota; Dothideomycetes; Eremomycetales; Eremomycetaceae. The coding region runs from base 299 to 1474 and encodes 391 amino acids. The transcript is spliced from 2 exons. Gene Ontology annotation, biological process: proteolysis. Gene Ontology annotation, molecular function: serine-type endopeptidase activity. The record is from RefSeq and is a predicted model, not a curated record.
CCGGGACAACUACAUCCCCAACGCUUUCCUAAGAUGGCAGAGUUUCUUUGUCCACAAUGGGUGACUAUUGGCCUUUGAGCUGCUCAAUGCCUGUCGAAAUGUAACAUUGCGCGAUUCUCGGGUGCAAUGGAUGCUGAGAUAUCUAAAAGUUCCUCGGCGAAGACAGUCAUUCGUGUCCUUCGCGGCGUCGCCAGAGGGGUAUAAAAAGGGGCGAUGAGAUGGCAUUGGUAUUGUACUUUUCAUUCAUUCGUGUUCAAGUCGAACUUCAUCUCAUCCAAUCUUGUCAAAGUCCGACAUCAUGCGUGGAAUUAGCUCCCUUGCUCUACUACCACUCGCCCUUGCGGCCCCUACUUUUCACAGAAGAGACGAACUUGUCCCGGGGAAGUAUAUUGUUGUCCUUUCUCAAGACUUUAUCGGCGCUCAGGCAGCAUUGGUCCCAGAGGUGGAGAGAAGCCAGGUCUACGAUGCAGGCUCGUUCAAGGGGUUCUCUGCUGAAUUGAGUGAUUCUCAAGUUCAAGAGCUGGAAAACAGCCCGCAGGCGAACGGCAUCGCUCACACGACGAUCGCUGAUCCUGAUGAAGCGGUGAACCAAGCCUUGUUCGUCACUCAAUCUGGUGCUCCCUCGUGGGGCCUAGGCCGUGUCAGCCAUCGACAGCUAGGUAAUGAGGAUUACACUUACUAUCGAUCGGCUGGCGAAGGGACCUGUGCGUACAUCGUCGACACGGGCGUGUACGCUGAGCACGUCGAAUUUGAGGGACGGGCAACUUUCCUUGCCAAUUUCGCUACCAAUGCCCCAGAUGCUACCACCGAUGACAACGGCCACGGCACGCAUGUGGCCGGCACCAUCGGCUCGGCCGCUUACGGGGUUGCCAAAAAGACGCAGCUGUACGGGAUCAAAGUCCUUGAUCGCGGGGGCUAUGGUUACUGGUCGGACGUGAUUGCCGGUAUCGAUUUCGCCGUGGAAGAUUCUAAGAAUCGUACCAACUGCCCGAAGGGAUAUGUCGCGAACAUGAGCCUUGGCGGAUACCGGAAUCAGGCGCUUAACGAUGCCGUGGCCGCUGCGGUGGAUGCGGGGAUAUUCUUCGCGGUGGCGGCGGGGAACGACGGUUUCAACGCCGAUGGGUUCUCGCCCGCUUCGGAGCCGAAAGCGUUCACCGUCGGCGCGACGGACUCGAUCGACAACCAGACGGCGUGGUCCAACUACGGCCAAUUGGUCGAUGCAUUUGCGCCGGGAGAUACGAUCAAUUCCACGUACAUCGGUGGAGCGGACAGCUGGAGGACCCUUUCGGGCACAUCGAUGGCCACUCCCCACGUGGCUGGCUUGGGCGCAUAUCUGCUGAGCGUCUACGGUAAGGCUUCGCCCAGUGCUCUGGGUUUUCGGAUCAAGGGCCUUUCGACCAAGGGUGCGGUGAAGAAUACGGUGCCGAACUCUGGGACACCGAAUUAUCUGGUCUUUAAUGGAGCAACCUUCUAAAGAGAACUGAACGCCAGUGAUGGGUCUGAUCAGAGUCUGCUUCUCCUAUCAGACUUGUCAGGCAGUAGGGCACUGGCUCGCUGUUUUACUCUAGUCACUCCUUUGGCAUUUUGGACAAUCUGUCGCAUUCAAAUUGCAACACCGAUUGAUAAUACAAUGAUUUCCUUAGAUAUUAUGGAUAUACUCGACAAUACAAACGAUAUUAG